Molecule: messenger RNA, 402 nt
Organism: Myzus persicae (green peach aphid)
Lineage: Eukaryota; Metazoa; Arthropoda; Insecta; Hemiptera; Aphididae
Product: P2X purinoceptor 7-like
Exons: 2
Coding region: 1-402 (133 amino acids)
Source: RefSeq, a predicted model, not a curated record
AUGUCCCUAAUACCAUUCAAUUUUGAUCCUGAUGCGGAAGGUAUAGACCGUUAUUUACAAGAAGAUUAUGACAAUUCUGUGGCUGUUAAUUAUGAAGGUCGAUCAAACAAUUCCUCCAAUUGGUGUUCUUGUGGAUACUGUGUAUGUAUGCAAAGUGAUAUCGAGUGUUUAUGCUGCAAUGAGUUACCAAAUUUAGAAAAAAUACGAGAACAAGAAGAAAACAAAACGUGGAGAUUCAUUUGUUAUAAACAGUAUACAUCUUGGGUCAAUUCUUGGAUUGCUAUGGGAAAAGGAAAUCGAGUGGUUUUGCCUUCAUGUGUUGUUAGAAAAAUAAGGGAAGAAUAUCCAGAACAAAACGGAAUAUACGUAGGAUUCAAAAAUUCAAAAAAAUUACCUGCUUAA